AUGCAGUACUCUUUCGUUCACGUCUUUGUCCUUUCUUACCUGACUGCUCUCGGCCUCACCCUGCCAGCUGCUAGCCCGGCGCAAGGCAACUCGUUGGGCAGCCACCGUUUCCUCGCGCGGGGUGUCAGACGUCUGGAUACUCGGGCUCCUCAGCAGGAUCAAGCCGGUGCCAGCCAAGGUGCAAACAAUACCGCCGAUGCUGGCGGCGCCGGACGCAAUGGCGUCAGCGAUGCUCAGGUCAUGAACGCCGUCAUGUCCUGGAUGCAGGAUACCGCAAAGGUCACCAAGUUCCUCAACACCGCCACAUCCUUCACCGGCGCCGAGUUCACUAAGCAGGCCACUAUUGCGCUCAACGCCGAGAUCGACGAGCUCAACCACAAGAUGAUUCUCGACGCCGCCUUCCAGGGAACGGACAUGGUUACGCAAGCCAAUAACGUGCUCGACACGCAGGGUAACUUCCAGCAGGUCGUCGAUACCCUGCAGAGCAUGGUCACCAAUGGACCCGACACCGCGCAAAGGGACGUCAACUCCAUCAACCAGAACCGUUGU
Colletotrichum phormii is the source of this 549-nucleotide messenger RNA. RefSeq lists its product as uncharacterized. Lineage: Eukaryota; Fungi; Ascomycota; Sordariomycetes; Glomerellales; Glomerellaceae. The record is from RefSeq and is a predicted model, not a curated record. The transcript has a single exon. The annotation marks the transcript as partial.